Molecule: messenger RNA, 6290 nt
Organism: Venturia canescens
Lineage: Eukaryota; Metazoa; Arthropoda; Insecta; Hymenoptera; Ichneumonidae
Gene: trbd
Product: trabid
Exons: 8
Coding region: 794-3049 (751 amino acids)
Biological process (GO): protein deubiquitination involved in ubiquitin-dependent protein catabolic process; cytoskeleton organization; protein K33-linked deubiquitination
Cellular component (GO): cytoplasm; nucleus
Molecular function (GO): K63-linked polyubiquitin modification-dependent protein binding; cysteine-type deubiquitinase activity
Source: RefSeq, a predicted model, not a curated record
UUCUCUUGGUCUUCCUUUCUCGUUUUUCAUUUUCGUUACAACUCUAUGUAUAUUUUGCGGGUUUUUGGUGUUGUGCCCAAGUGUUCAUGUAUACAAGGACGAAUAGUGCGUGUGUGUCGUGUCAAUCUCGCGCGACAAUCGUGUAACCCAGAGAAAUAUAGAAAUAUUCGUACACAUGCAUUCAUGUAUUUUACCUCAUACAGGCACGCACACACACGUUCAUGAAUACGCGGGCCAGGCAUUGCGCGCGAGUGAGAGCGAUGUAGAGACAGCGGAACCGUCAAAAUUUUUACGCGUUAUAUUUUCAUUUCCAACUUCGCGAUUCCAACUUUUGAUCGUCAUCAGUAACAUUUAAAAUGCGUCGUAUUUUCUUGUAUAAUUAUUGCAGUUAGAAUUCGAGCUUAAUGGUUUAACGUUCCUUUGGGCUUUGGAAUAGUUGAAAAAUCACGUCCACUCCUGUAAAUCUCGAGAAUCUCUUUCAACAAUUCCUUGUGUUUCGUUCAACACGAAUAAAAAGUCUGCGAUUUAUACGUGGCUGUAAUAUACUUUCUGCGAUGGAUUCACUCUGCGCGUGACGACGAGCCAACCGGGGGAUACCUCCGAUUCUGCGAUAUCGCGCCAGUCAUAGGUUCCGGUCUGUGCUGGGAAAAUCAGCGCUGUGUACUUUGCCGUAAUGUUUGCUACCUGACACUGAAGUAGCUUGUUAUCUAAGGAAUUAGCCAAUUUAGGAAAAUAUUUGUGUCAACAAAUUUUGAGCCAAAACCACUAGAGCUUAAGGUUCGUCAUAGCAACAAUGAACAGCCGGCUGGAAGAUACUCAGUCAAAGUGGAUAUGCGAAUAUUGUACAUAUGAGAAUUGGCCGUCGUCUUUGAAAUGUACAAUGUGCCGAGGUACAAAACCUCUUCUCGGAGAGGACAUAUACAGAUUAAGGGAUCCGAGUCCGCAGAGGUCGUCGUCGAACGUGGCGUCUGGUCCGGUGCCACACAUAAGCAACAGUACGGAUUCAUACAAUCUUAGUCCACAAAAUUACAGUCAAAAUUUACCUUCGGGUGGUAAAUGGUCGUGUGAUAGUUGCACAUAUUUAAAUUAUCAAAAUACGAGCCGUUGUGUGCAAUGUGACAAUCGUAAACCACCGAAUAAUACGCAAUCGCCAAACUCGAUUGCUUCGAAUUUGCACGAACAUCUCGCACCUCUGAGACUCGGCGAUCCACCCCCUCCUUCCCUCACAAAUAUCGUCUCGAACGAACAACUCAAUCCUGCCUCAUUGAACAACGUGCAAACACCGCCACCGCCGAAUGUUCAUCCUGACAAAUGGUCCUGCAUCGCCUGUACUUAUGAGAAUUGGCCAAAAGCUACAAAAUGUGUUAUGUGCGGACACCCGACAAAAGAACAACGCGGAGAGAGAAGAGAGAAGUCUGGAGUCAAUUCGGGUCUUAUUUUACCCAGUCCUGAGAGGGACCAUAAUCAACGAGGCUUACCCUUGUCACCGCAAACUGCGUUACCUUACAUACAUCAAGCUCAACGUGAUGAGAAUCUCGCGAUAGCCAGGAGGAGUUCUCACAGAUAUGACUCGAGGAACGACAGUCUACCAAAUGCUCAAUCACCGAACGAUUGCGACUACGAGAGCCGACUCAAACAGCUCAGACGUCAUACCGAUUGGUGCUGGUUGAAUGCGUGUCUUGGUAUCGUCGAAGGUGAUAACGCUCCGGUCGAAGCGUACCUUGCGAGCGGCGGUGAUCCAGCACGUCAAUUGACGCAUUCCGAGGUUUUACUCCUCAACAGAAGCAGUGCCUUUGACAUAGGACACACGCUCGUUCAUUUGGCGAUCAGGUUUCAACGUGAAGAUAUCUUAGCCAUCUUGUUAUCGCAAAUUGAAGGAUCCGGCUCGGGUAUAAAAAGAGUUCCGAGUUACGUAGCGCCCGAUUUGGCAGCUCAGAUUCGUAGACAUGUUACGAAUAGCAUACGUUUGCGAAAAGGUUCGUUUCCAUGUUACUUCGUCACCGACAUAGCUACUUUUGCACUGCCUGCCGAAGUUGAGGAUCUUCCGAGCGUCGUGCAAGAACAGAUGCUCGAGGAAUUACUCGACCGUGAGGCACAACAGCAGCUCGAGGGCGGAGGUGGUGAACCACCGGCGUUGAAUUGGUCGCUCGAAAUAACUGAAAGAUUGGGCUCUCGUUUGCACGCUCUUUGGAAUAGAUCAGCCGGUGAUUGCCUCCUCGAUUCCGCGAUGCAGGCUACCUGGGGCGUUUUCGAUCGUGAUAAUGCACUACGACGUGCUCUUGCAGAUUCUUUGCAACAAGCUGGUCAAUUUUUUUAUCCGCGUUGGCGGGAAUACGAAGCGUCGCAGGCAUCAAGAAUGUUAGAUUUCACACUUGAGGAGGCUCAAUGGCAGGAUGAUUGGGAGAGUCUACUAGCAACCGCUGCUCAACCGGGCAGCGCAUUAGAACAAUUACACGUUUUUGCUCUCGCCCACAUACUGCGGAGGCCUAUCAUAGUUUACGGGGUUAAAUAUGUCAAGAGCUUCCGAGGCGAAGAUAUUGGAUAUGCAAGAUUCGAAGGAGUUUAUUUGCCUCUAUUGUGGGAACCUUCGUUUUGCAUUCGUUCACCAAUAGCCCUCGGUUAUACGCGAGGACAUUUUACGGCAUUGGUACCAAUAGAACCUUACGCAUCGUCGCGAUUAUCGUCUCUGGCGGCACACGGAGGUGUCGGCGGUGAUAACAGUCCGAUGCAACAACUGCAGAUUCAAAUGCAGACAACUUUUAUGCCGCUAAUGGAUCGCGAGCGCAAACUCUUGCCAAUACAUUUUCUAAGCCCCGAAGAAAUAGGACGCGAAGAAACGAUAUUGAAACAGUGGCUCGACGUUUGUACCACAGAGGGCGGGAUUCUCGUGGCGCAACAAAAACUUCACAAAAGACCGCUUCUAGUGGCUCAGAUGUUGGAAGAAUGGUUGAAUCAUUAUCGAAGACUUGCCCAAAUGAACAAUGCUCCGUUCGUAAGGCCAGCAGCUCUGCAGGAAUACAGUAGCGACGGUGAUACGGAGGAUGAAUAACGGUCCGCGAGUGCGAUGCGCUGAGGCUGCAACCGCGACGGUCGAUUCAUCUAAGAGGAUAUUUUCUCCAGCGCUGUGAGCGUGACGUUUGUUUUUUUCCUGUUCUCCAUCCACGAUCCGUUAAGGACAAAAGAUAAAAAGAGAGAUUCGCUACUGCGUGAUAAAACUGCAGUAAUUUCAACCGCAAACACACAAGAUUAACUUUCCGAGAAUACACACUGGGGAAAAAAAAAAAAAAAAAAAAAAAAAACAGAAAAACCAACAGAAAGCACACAAUUCCUGAGAAGUCCGGUAAUAACCGAGUACAUUCACCGAAAACAGUGUCAAGAUCGGGCCCGUUUCGAUUUUUGCACAUUAAUUUACUGUAUAUAUAUAUACACAUUUAUAUAUAUGUAUAUAUAUAUAUAUUUGUAUAUAUAUGUAUAUAAAUGGACAGAUGUGUGAAAAUGAAUAUAUACACGUGUAUCUAUGAAAAUUGAAAAGCUUAUUGAAAGGCGUUAUUAGUAAUGUCAUUAUAAUUGAGAGUAAAGAUCUUAAUAAUUCGUUGAAUUAUUCGAUUUAGCGAUGUGAAAGCCUGGAAGAGUGGAAAGACAGUUUUAGAGCGGAAGAAACUCUUAGAAUUAGUCGACAAGCUUUUUUUGGUACUCUGCUUUGCUAGUUUACUUUUUGAAGGUUAUUAUACAGUAAAGUAGGGGGUGUUUUUUAGGUGACGUGGGUACAGAUUCACGGUAAUGAUUAUUUAAUUCUGGUUAAAACAACCGUUCGGGAAAUGGACACUCAAAUUUUUCAUCAUAGAUUAAUGCGUUUAGCGAGAUUGUAUUUAAGUAUAUAUGUGUAUAUCAUACAUAUAUAUAUGUGCAUACUUCGAAAUGAAAAUACAAAUAAAAAUGUCCGCUGUGGGUACAUCACAUCUAUCGAAACAUCGUUCCGAUAUAAAAUGAAAAUUUGACGUUUAUUCGAUUUAAUUAGACACUUUUUCCGAAUAAUGUUCUCCGAAAUGUAGUUAUUUUUAGAAAUUUGCUGUUGCUAUUGUUCGUUGAAUUUAUCCAUUUAAACACAUAUACUUGCGAAUACAAGCUGUUUCAUCAACAACUUUUCGAAAUGUGAAGUUAGGAAAAAAUUGCAUAUUUUUUUUCAGGAAGCUGAUUGAACUGGUAGAGAUAAAAAGAAUGUGGGAUAUUUGAUGCUUUACAAAAUUGAUCUUGUUGACUUUUGCGCUAGCUCUAGUAAUUCAAAUUGUCCAAGGGAUGAAAUAAUGCCGAUACUUUAACUUAAAAAAUGAAUGACUAGCAGGAGUGGGGGGGGGGGGGGGGGGAGGGAAAUCAAUGAAAAAACAUAACCAGAUUCUUGGACACGGUUUCGGUCCUCUAUCGAAGUCCUUAUUUCGAAAGAUUGUUCUUGGAACGUUCUGUAUUUGUAAAAAUAUGUAUAUUUUUAUGGAAAUAGUUUUUUUGAUUGAUUAUUUUUUGUUGAUAACAGGAAUAUUAUACAUUUUUUUUUAUAAUUCUGUUUGCGUGAGAGCAGGGUAGAGGAAUUACUUUGCAGAUCGAAUCAGACACCGUACGAAUUACAAAGAGAAAAAGCUCGCUUUAUGUAUCGAGCAAUAAAUUGUACGAAAGUCAAAAAAUCACGCAACAACGAUAAAAUCCUUUCCGGUUACAAGGACUAUAAGAUUAUAAAUCGUUGGGAGUAAUAAAAAUGCUGUAUUAGCGAUGGCUUGGAACAUAGUUUUGGUCAGCUUACAUAACGAAACUGAAUCAAGCUGUAAUUUUCUUGGCCCAUCCCAAGAAUACACAGAUAUAUAUAUAUAUAUAUAUGUGCGCAUUAUUAAAUGGCAAAGUGAACGUAUUAUUUCGAUGUUUCCGACCAAGGUCGAACACGAUCGAUUCGUUCGAGUACAGAGUGAUAGAAUGGGCUUUUUUCUGAAACGAACCGAAAAAAAAUAAACGAAAAAACGAAAACGACUAACGCCGAAUGUGGAUAAAUGUUUUCCUCGUGAACGUUACGAUUCAAAAAAAAUGGAACAGUACGACUGUGUCUUUGCACCUUCGCGUGUCGAGAAAACAAAAAAAAAGGAAUAAAAAAAAAAACAUUCUGAUUUACGAGAAACGAGCUCGUGAUCGAUCAGCCAAACGAUGAGAACCCUAAUCAAAAAAGUACAAAAGCAACACACACGCACGCAUGCGCGCGUGCGCACACAAACACACACACACACACAUUUUAAGAAUCAUCGAUAUUUAUUAACGUACUAUACUAACAUACAACAACAAAAACGUUAUUAACACAACUAUUCGCUUGUAACAGCAGACUACCUUUCUACUGUUUUGAAAAAAUUAACAUCUAGUCUUCUAGCACCGUCGUACUUUUUUCCAAUCACACGAUGUGAUCUAACUGUGUUAUAAUUAGCGAAAAAUAAAAUACGAAAAACAGUAAAUGUUUUAAAAUAACACGAAGAAGCAUAUAUGGAAAACGAAAAAAUUGAGUAAAAAUGAUAAAUAUUUCCACGCAACGUACACAAGUGACAAACACCUUUGAAAAUUCCACGUACAAUACAUAUAGCUCAGAUUGCUAUACGAAUCCUCGUGUCCAACUUCAUAUUGAGAUAAAUUUUAUGCAAGUGUUUUAAAUUAAAAAUGGUAGAUAAAUCGAAUAAAAAAGAAAAAAUAAAAACGAACACAAAACAUAAGAUUAUUAUUAUUACUAUUAUAUAAAAAAAAUGUCGUGAUAUGUACCAGAGUUUCGAUUCUCGUUGCUACGUUUCUCGCUUUGAAAUUUAAUAGCAUUCAUUUAAUUAUAAAUAUAUAAAGGUGAUGCAGUGAGAAACGAUGUAAGCCAACGAUAAAUUAGUCCGAAUCAACGUGUUUCCCGUACAAUGCCACGAUUUCCUCUCGGCACACGUGAUACAGUAAGAGGUUUAAUUAAAAUUAAUAAUAUUACUUUUAAAAUAAAAAUAUUGAAAAAUAAUAAAUUAAUUGCCGAUUAAAAAAAAAGUGGCAAAGUAAAUGAACACAAAAACAUCUAUUGAAACUGAUAGAAAUCUAUAUUAAUAUAGAAUAUAUGAAAUGGAUUAUAUUGAAUAAUAUAUCGAUGUACAAUAAUUCUGAACGACGAUUGAUUAUUGAAUAUCAAUAGCAUUAUUAUUAAAAAAACAUCCGUAUUGAAAUGGAUUGAGAAGGGCUUAUAAUGAUAAUGAUAACGUGAUUAAUAAUAUGAAUAAAUGGAAGAUUUCAAGUCUCUGGAA